This is a messenger RNA of Ziziphus jujuba (common jujube), 1730 nucleotides long. RefSeq names its product spermidine synthase 2. Gene Ontology annotation, cellular component: cytosol. NCBI's taxonomy places the organism in Eukaryota, Viridiplantae, Streptophyta, Magnoliopsida, Rosales, Rhamnaceae. The transcript is spliced from 9 exons. The record is from RefSeq and is a predicted model, not a curated record. The coding region runs from base 351 to 1352 and encodes 333 amino acids. Gene Ontology annotation, biological process: spermidine biosynthetic process. Gene Ontology annotation, molecular function: spermidine synthase activity.
GAUUCUUUUUCUGUGUGGGAAACCGAAUUCUAGUGAGAGAGAGAGAAGUCUCUCUCUAAUCUAAGCAAAAAAUCACACUUUAUUUUAUUUUAUUCCUAAUUUCUUUCUCUCUCUAUUUCCUUCACAAUCACACUCUCUUUCUCUCUCUCUCUCUUUUUUUUUUUUUUUUUGGUUAUAUAAAAAGCAAGCGAGACCAAGAUUGUGUGGCCUCUUUUUUCAAAUACCCCCCAAAGCUUCUUUCUUUGCCUUCUCCAUUUGAGUUUUGUUGCCCACCAUUUUUUUUUUUCUGGGUUUUUGGUUUCUGGGUUUGUUAGAGAAAGAUUUUUUAUUGAGGGAAAUAGAAGUUAUUAAUGGCUCAAGAAAUUGUUGCUGGUGAUUUGCCAUUGAAGAGACCCAGAGAAGAGGAAGAAAAUGGGGUCUCGGUGGCUAUGGAUACUGAGGGUAAAAAAGAACCCGAGUCUAUCUCUACUGUUAUACCCGGGUGGUUCUCUGAGAUUAGCCCAAUGUGGCCUGGAGAGGCUCACUCCUUGAAAGUAGAGAAGAUUUUGUUUCAGGGGAAGUCUGACUAUCAGAACGUGAUGGUUUUCCAGUCAUCAACGUAUGGAAAGGUUCUUGUUUUGGAUGGGGUAAUUCAGCUCACUGAAAGGGAUGAAUGUGCAUAUCAAGAAAUGAUUACUCACCUUCCCCUGUGCUCAAUUCCAAAUCCAAAGAAGGUUUUGGUCAUUGGUGGAGGAGAUGGUGGGGUUCUACGGGAAGUUUCUCGCCAUUCCUCUGUUGAGCAGAUAGAUAUAUGUGAAAUUGACAAGAUGGUGGUGGAAGUUUCUAAGCAGUACUUUCCUGAUGUAGCAAUUGGAUAUCAGGAUCCCCGGGUGAAACUUCAUAUUGGUGAUGGAGUUGCGUUUUUGAAAGCUGUACCAGAAGGAACUUAUGAUGCAGUUAUCGUGGAUUCUUCUGAUCCAAUAGGUCCUGCACAAGAGCUCUUUGAGAAACCCUUCUUUGAGUCAGUAGCAAGGGCCCUUCGUCCAGGUGGGGUGGUGUGUACUCAGGCAGAGAGUAUAUGGCUUCAUAUGCACAUAAUUGAGGACAUUGUGUCAAAUUGCCGCCAAAUAUUUAAAGGCUCGGUUAACUAUGCAUGGACUACAGUCCCGACAUACCCAAGUGGGGUAAUUGGCUUCAUGCUCUGUUCUACUGAGGGCCCCUCUGUUGAUUUUAAGCACCCUGUGAAUCCAAUUGAUUCAAAUGACAACAACAUAUCAAAAAGACCCUUGAAAUUUUAUAACUCUGAGAUUCAUACAGCUGCUUUCUGCCUGCCAUCUUUUGCGCGGAAGGUGAUUGAUGCUAAGGCAAAAUGAGGAAACAUUUUGGGAUCUUUGAACGAGUCGAUUCGAUACAUGCUACUUGCAUCUGGGUGAAACUUUCUUCUGCUUAGCAACAAACCAAGCAAUAAGUUGAGAUUCACGCUGAGGUUCUUUAGUUUAUUUUAGUUGGGAUUAGAGUGGUGGUGUUAUGGACGAAUUCAAAGAAUUUUAAUUUUUCACUUAAUGAUUAGUAUCAUAAAUUUUCUUAUCAAGUAGUCUUUCAUCAAUAUUUAGUUAAUGGAAAUCCAGCUUCCAUCCCCUUAUCCCAUUUUUUUCCUUGAACUUUUUGAUUAUGCUAUGGAUGUUCAAAUUAGUUAGAGACAUGUUGUAACGUUUAUUGCAACUUAAUAGAGUGAUUUUGGUAGUGCUGUA